Haplochromis burtoni (Burton's mouthbrooder) is the source of this 1865-nucleotide messenger RNA. Its product is annotated as heavy metal-binding protein HIP-like. The transcript is spliced from 6 exons. The record is from RefSeq and is a predicted model, not a curated record. Lineage: Eukaryota; Metazoa; Chordata; Actinopteri; Cichliformes; Cichlidae. Bases 7 to 969 code for a protein of 320 amino acids. Gene Ontology annotation, molecular function: protein binding.
ACUUUCAUGGCUUCAUUUAUGCUUCUCCUGCUUUGCCAUCUUUGCAGGGCCCAAAUAAACAGCAGUAACAAUGAUUCUUCUGAUGAGAUAGAUUUGGCUGGCACACAGAGGCCCAGCAUUGAGGGAAGUGAAGACGAUCAGGUGCUUCAGACUGACAUCUGGGUUGAGCUGUUGGCUCUGAGAGACUUGGUGGUGGAGCAAAGUGUAGAGCUUAGAUACUUGAAAGACAGAGUGACAGUUCUGGAUAGCCUGGUGGAGGCCUUACAGAAAGAAAAUACAGUCAUGGAGGCCAGGAUGACUGCAGCUGAGAUCCUGGUUGAAGAACUGCAGAUAAAGAAUGAUGCACAAGCUAGAGAGCUUGCAAUAGCUCGGCAGGAUCUCGGCGCUAUCCAGGAAACACUGACAGUCUGUGAACUUCACGUGGAGGAGGUGGAGAAACAGCAGGAAGCUCAAGCUAGAGAGCUUGCAGCAGCUCACCUGGAGCUCCGUGCUAUCAGGCAGACGCUGACAGUCAGUGAACUUCGUGUGGAAAUGCUGGAGAAACAGCUGGAAGUAGUGAAGGUGGCUUUUUCUGCCUCCCUCCUGGAAUCUGGUGAAGGUAACAUUGAAUAUGGCUUAGACUUUGCAACACUCAUCUUCAGAAAUGUCUUUACCAACACUGGAAACCACUACAACCCAAACACAGGUUAUUUCACUGCACCAGUAAGAGGAGUCUACUACUUUAGAUUUACUGGUUAUAUAGCGCACUAUGAGAAAAAUAUGAGGAUGAGACUUGUCAAAAAUUCUGAUGCCAUGGUUUUCAUUGGGGACCGUCAAACCACAACCACCGAUCCUGAGGACAAUGCAUCCAAUGGUGUGGUGUUGCAGUUAGAAGUGGGAGAUGUUGUUUCAGUACAACUGUCUGAUAGUGUUUGGGAUGACCAGUACCACAGAACAACUUUUAGUGGCUUUCUGCUCUUUCCUUUGUAAUUUCCAACAUACGAAUUGGACACAAGGCAAAGGUAACAUCAAAUUCACAGAGGAUUUUGUUUCUUAAUUUCUCUGCACUGGGUAGGUUUAUGGAAACAAACUCAUAAACAUAAAAGCAUGUGUAAUUCUGGAGCAUUCAAUUAAUAAAUUAAAAUUCUCCUACACAAACUUAGUCUUAAUUUUAAUCUUUGACAAGACUGACAGCCAUACAGUAGUUGAUAUGUCACAAAUCUAUAGCCCAAUCUACAUAUUUUAAAUUAUAGGUUCAAGGUAGACACAUCUAAUUUGAAGCACUGUUAAAUGACUUUAUGGAAAAUGUUAUUUAUGUUAUUCUGAAAAAACUAAAGUAAUGGUGAGUUUAGAUUAAUUUACUGACUCACUCAACUCGUUCUAAGCCUCUCACACUCUAAUCCAUAAAGAGAAAAUACAACACUUCAGUGCAACUAACCACAACCCCAUUCGCCAAAUAAUUAAGAAGUUGUAUAAACUAUAAACAAAACAUAAGCUUCACAGAUGACUUGAUUAUUUAGAGAAGAACUUGCAUAUUUCAACAAGACAGUGCUAAACUGCAUCUAUUACAACAGCAUGGCUUUGUAGUAGAGUCUGGGCGCCGAACUGUCCUGCCCGUAGUCCAGACUUUUCACCAGUUCAAAGCAUUUGGCACAUCAUGAAACAAAAAUAUGACAAAGAAGACCCCAGACUCAGUUUCCAGAUGUGUACAAUCAGUUAAAAGAAGAGAGGAUGCUGCACUUUUGUUGGACUAACAUGGGCCCAUCCCAACUUUUCUGAGCUGUGUUGCUGCUAUCAAAUUCAAAAUUGCCUUACUUUUUCCCAAAAGGGUACAUUUACUCAUUUGAAAAAUGUUAUACUUCUUCUAUGUUUCUAUUAUGUAUAAA